Knipowitschia caucasica is the source of this 522-nucleotide messenger RNA. The record is from the annotation of a GenBank genome assembly. Lineage: Eukaryota; Metazoa; Chordata; Actinopteri; Gobiiformes; Gobiidae.
AUGGGGAGAAAGAUCAGAACAAACCUCCCUACUUUGGAGAAAAAUCUUAAUCCGAAGUGGCCCAACAAAAAGAUGGUGCUAAAAAAAGAUGCUGUAGAGAAGGCUAGACAAGCCUUCUACUUCAAUCGCCGCCAUGGGGUCAGACCGCUUCCCCCACUGCGUCCGGGCGAUGCAGUCGUCGCCAAGUUGGACCAGGAUAAAGCUUGGGUGACACCAGCAACUGUUUCCAGUGAGUGCGUUACCCCGCGAUCGUACAUUCUCAAGACACCUCAAGGAGUAAUGUUUCGUCGCAACCGUCGUCAUCUCCGUACGGAUUACUCUGCGCCGAUAGACAUUGCUCCUCUUCCUCAACCCACAGAGACCGCGGUGGCUGCGCCAAUCCAGCCAACUGGUUUCUCCGACCCAGAGACUAUGCCCUUGGUGUCUGCUCCUGCUGAGACAUGCACACCUACGAACUCUCACUCUCCGGUGUGUACCAGGUCCGGUCGUGUGUGCAGACCUGUCAAGAGACUGGACCUGUAG